Botrytis byssoidea is the source of this 630-nucleotide messenger RNA. RefSeq lists its product as uncharacterized. Lineage: Eukaryota; Fungi; Ascomycota; Leotiomycetes; Helotiales; Sclerotiniaceae. The coding region runs from base 1 to 630 and encodes 209 amino acids. The transcript is spliced from 3 exons. The record is from RefSeq and is a predicted model, not a curated record.
AUGGCCUAUAGCAUUGAAACUGUGAUUAAUUCUAGUGGUAGAUACGAGACCGAUGGAAAUGAUUACAAGAUCUGUUUUUUACCACAGAUUAGCUUAAAGACAGUAUCUUAUAUUGCUUGGAGCGUCCACUCAAUUUUCAUUUGGGGAUUUUAUAGAGAAUGCUUCGACGUAGCCCUCAGUACCACUUUAAUCACGGUAUUCAUUUUCGAAUGUCUUAUUCCUUUCAAAUUGUUGGAAGAGGUCUACGAACAAAGCUUGUAUAUUUCAGUGGAAUUUUCCGAAUGGCCCCCUCGAUUUGUGCCUGGCUAUGAGCAUGCCAGCGUUCAGCUACGUCUGGCUCGCGAGCUCGAAGAAGAGUUGAGAUUCCGAGAGUUUGAGAAAAGACUAGCGAGAGUCUGUGCCAGAUUGGGUGGUAAAAUGGACUCUGAAUUUAUCGAAGCUUGGAUAGCCCGGGAUUUUGAAGUCAUCGAAAACAUAUAUCUGAGGAAAGUCCAUGCUGGAUUGAAUAUUUCCGUUGCCGACUAUAUUGAAAAUAUGGUAUUGGGGACAUAUGGUGAUGCUUUAAGACUUCGAGAUCUUCGUUUGACUGCACUCGAGAAUCUCGAAAAUUAUGGAAUGAUCGUGGAAUGA